GCGGGCGUUACUGUGGCGCAUGCCUCCAGGUGGUUGCAUUGAUGCGCAGGUAGCCCUCAGGCCUAUGGCGUGGCUCUGCCUUGGUUCACGGGACCCAAGGUCUGUGAGUGGCCACAAUGUCGACCUUCACCCCCACCAGCCAGAUCCGCCUGACCAAUGUGGCCGUAGUACGGAUGAAGCUAGCCGGGAAGUGCUUCAAAAUCGCUUGCUACAAAAACAAGGCCGUGGGCUGGCAGAGCGGUGUGGGAAUAGACUUUGAUGAAGUUCUACAGACCCACUCGGUGUUUGUAAAUGUCUCUAAAGAUCAGAUUGCAAAGAAGGAAGAUCUCAUCAGUGCAUUUGGAACAGAUGACCAGACGGAAAUCUGUAAGCAGACUUUGAAUAAAGGAGAGGUUCAAGUGUCAGAUGAAGAAUGGCACACACCGCUGGAGCAGAUGUUUAGGGACAUUGCAACCAUUGUGUUUGACAAAUAUGUGAACCCUGAAACAAAGAGACCGUACACCAUUAUCUUUAUCGAGAGAGCCGUGAAGGACAUCCACUAUUCGGUCAAACCCAACAAGAGUACAAAACAUCAGGCUUUGGAAGUGAUAAAGCAGUUAAAGGAGAAAAUGAAGAUAGAACACGCGCUCGUGAGACUUCGGUUCAUCCUUCCAGUGAAUGAAGGGAAGAAGCUGAAAGAAAAACUCAAGCCACUGAUCAAGGUUAUAGAAAGUGAAGACUACGGUCAACAGUUAGAAAUUGUGUGUCUCAUCGACCCCGGCUGCUUCUGAGAAAUCGAUGAGCUCAUAAAAAAGGAGACAAGAGGCAAAGGCUCUUUGGAAGUACUCAGUCUGAAAGACAUGGAGGAAGAAGGUGAGAAAUUUGGGUGGCAGUCUUCAGUCUCUUGAGCUGUCAGACACUAAAGCAUUUUCAUUUCCCACUGUCCUGUUUUCUUUCUGUAACCUGCCAAGUACUUGCUCAGAUGAGUUGACAUUUUCCAUCUUUGUGGCAAACAUGUGCACAAAAAAGACUUUCCUAAGUAAGUAUUACAAUGUGGGAUGAAUUUACUUUUAAUUGUAAAACGGGGUUUUAGGCAAAAGUGAAGUAUUCAACAUACAAAGGCCAGAGUAGCAUUUUGUUACUGCCUUAUGCCUUUGUAGUUUUCCAGGGUGAAAGUUAUUUGAAACAGCUCUUGUGGAUAAAAGGUAAAUUUUGUACAGUAUAAGAAAAUAACUUUGGGGGCAUAUAUCUGUAUGAUUAAAAUGGAGGA
This is a messenger RNA of Hippopotamus amphibius kiboko, 1249 nucleotides long. Its product is annotated as ribosome maturation protein SBDS-like. Gene Ontology annotation, biological process: cytosolic ribosome assembly; ribosome biogenesis. The transcript has a single exon. Bases 117 to 770 code for a protein of 217 amino acids. NCBI's taxonomy places the organism in Eukaryota, Metazoa, Chordata, Mammalia, Artiodactyla, Hippopotamidae. The record is from RefSeq and is a predicted model, not a curated record.